Molecule: messenger RNA, 2325 nt
Organism: Caretta caretta (loggerhead turtle)
Lineage: Eukaryota; Metazoa; Chordata; Testudines; Cheloniidae
Product: serine protease FAM111A-like
Biological process (GO): DNA replication
Cellular component (GO): chromatin; nucleus
Source: RefSeq, a predicted model, not a curated record
AUGAGAGGAAUAAGCAAAACUCUCCCUUGAAAAACCCACCUCCCAAAAGGAAGAGAUCUGUGAACAGCACACCUCCUCUGGGUGACACCAGUAAGAGAUAGACAAGAGAGAGCCUUUUAAUCAGUCAGAAAUCCACUGAAGAGGAGCAAGAAUUCACCGUCAACUUGGGUGAUGGUGGCAAGGAGCAUGUGGUGAAAGGCAGAACCCAUGACAGCAUCUACAAAGCCCUGACGGCGCUACCAGACAUCUGUGCUCGGAUGAAAAAAGAGAAGGGCAAGGAGAUGCAUCUACUGGGGAAUAAAGGGAUUGAGGGGUAUGUUAACUUGGGGAUGCCUCUCAAGUACAUUCCUGAGAAUUCCCACUUUGAAAUGAAAUUUUACAAAGUGAAUUUGAAUCAGAAAAUAGGUGCGGUGGGACACCGACAGUAUGAGAGCAAGGGAAAGAAAUGCAUAACAUUUUAUGUCUCCUCUCUUGGCAGUAGAUGGGAGAACAAUGCUUGAUACAGAAUUCUUUGGUGCCAGCAGCUUGCUAAAGACCAGAGCAAGUUGUGUGUCUUUGCCCCAGAAGGGGAGACCAUCAAGGAUGCCUUGUACAAAGAUGGCCGGUUUUAUUCUUGCCUGGAGAAAAAAGAGUGGCAGUUGGUGGAGAACAAGAAGUACAGACCUAGUGAUUACUGUAUCGAUAAUCUAGCCAACAGGUCAUUUGAGGUGGUGGUUAAAACUAAGCCCCUGCCUUGGAAGGUUGAUUGUUCAAGGAAUGAACAAUCCUGCAUGGCCUCCGAGGAGGGGCAGGGGAAGACUUACCAUUACUUUAAACGUGCUAUCCUGGCCCUGUAUUCUGACUUGAAGAAACAAAGUGCAGUGAUUGAUGAGCUCUUCGCAAAAGCCUUUGCAGAAGCCUUGAAGCAAGGGAAAUUGAACAGUGCUGUGUUCAAACUGUACAGGGAGAACUUCGGGAAGGAGACUAAGAACUCCACUCUUAUUAAGGUGCACAAACGCCUUGGUGUUCUCAGUGAUUCUGGGGGGUUUAUAGAGUGGGCCAACAAUGGAAAUGAUGGCUCUGCCACUUGCUUUGUCUUGCGUGAUAAGUAUGUACUUACCUGUCAUCAUGUGGUAGGGCAUAUUGUUGGUGAAGGAGUGGAGGAGAAGGACUGGGCAUUGAUAAUCAGUCACUCUGCCCGUGUGACUUUCUCUUAUGAAGAUAAAUACCCAAAGGAAAACAGCUGGUUUUCACUAGCUCCUUGGUUUGAAAUAUCUGACAAGCAUCUUGAUUUUGCUGUCCUGAAACUGGAAGGAGAUAGAAGCUUGUUCCCAGCAGGUCUAGUGCAAUUUUCUUACCCAUUGCCAUUUAAUGGUCUAAUCUAUAUAAUUGGCCACCCGGAUGUGCAAGCGAAAUCUGCAGAUGGCUGUACUGUGGUCCCUGUAUUUAAGCGGAAACGGGAGUGCCAUUGUCAUAUCCAGCGUGAUCAGAAGGGGGUGUGCAACAAUGUCAAAUGUGGCCCAGAGGACAGGCAGUGCAUCCAUAUGUUCACCCAAAGAAGUUUCCAGCAUGUGAUCAACAAUCCCAAUGUAGUCACCUAUGACACCAGCUUCUUCUUUGGGUCUUCCGGCUCACCGGUGUUCAAUGCAGAUGGCCAGCUGGUGGCCAUGCACACCGCUGGUUAUAAAUAUAAAAAGAAUAAGCAGCUGCACAGCAUCGUUGAGUUUGGCUUUUCCAUGGUGGCCAUCCUUGCAGCAAUUAAAAAGAAUUAUAAAGCCUGGUAUGAGUUUGAGCUCCCCUCCCUUUGGGAAGAUGCUGGAUCUUGUCCUGGUGAGCAUGAGGAUUUCACCAGUGCUUACACCAAUGACAUAGAAAUGGAAACCUUGGAAUAAAAUCUCCAUCUGCGAGAGCCUCCCCAACGCACACAGUGCAUUUCACCCUUCAUGUUGAUCUCCAUGCUUUGAAGUCUCCAUUGUUCCUGACAUGAACCUUCUUUGGUUGGUGAUUUCCUACCAACUGCAGUCUAGUUAUACCCCUCUCUGCUUUCAUUAUUCUUAUUGAAAUGAUUGGUGACAAACCUUGAAAUAACUUUUUAUUUUUAAUGAAGGGUGGUUAGUAUGAUGGGGUCAGUACCUUGCGUGUGGGAUUCUUUCAUAAGAAAUGCAUAGUCUUUGGACUUUUAAAGGCUGAGCUAGAGGGAGGAGUGGUUCUACAAAUAAUUAUCAACCAUUCUUAAAAUAUAAUGGUUAUAAACAUAAACAUAAUUAAUAAAGACAAAUAACAUAAAUAUGUAAUAAAAUAUUAUACAGUUUUUUUAAAAAUGCAAAAGCUACUUUAAUACCACAU